AUGUCCUUAUCAGGAUCAACAGCAGAAGAUACCAAUAAAACCAACGAUGCUGGUUUAAUGCAUAAUGAUGUCAAAGGUCCUGAGCCUACUGUUGAAAAUCCCGGAGGUGUCUUCCCACAAGUAGGAAGCACACCCGCCGAACCUGGAACCAUGCCUGGAUCAGGUGCACCAGAUCAUCAUGGCGAUGUAAGGGGUGUAUUCGGUAACCCUCAGCAAUUCAAUGAUACGUUCAGAGACCUCUCAACCGCAUUCACAGACGCAAUUAACAAGGUCAAAGAUGAAUCCGGAUCAGGUAUAGGUUCAGUCGGUAAAACACUUAUUGAUAAACUUGAAUCGAUGAGAGAUGAAAUUGACGGUUGGAGAAUGGGUAAAGGUUUACCUGAAGUGGAAGAACAAGGUGGUGAAAGGAAUGAUAGUGUUGAAAGAGCAAAAGGUGAUGGAGGUGGUUUAUACGCUGAUUAG
Kwoniella shivajii is the source of this 462-nucleotide messenger RNA. RefSeq lists its product as uncharacterized. NCBI's taxonomy places the organism in Eukaryota, Fungi, Basidiomycota, Tremellomycetes, Tremellales, Cryptococcaceae. The transcript is spliced from 5 exons. Bases 1 to 462 code for a protein of 153 amino acids. The record is from RefSeq and is a predicted model, not a curated record.